AUAAAAAUGCCUUAAAAAGAUACAGGGAAGAUAGUUCAUAGAUGACCUUAAAUGCCAGGUUAAGGAGUAGUACCCCUGUGAAGGACACAGGCAGCACCCUGAAAUUCCCCCUAUUCUUUUAACAUCCCCUGAAGUCAUGAUAGACCUUUAGCAGUAGUUUCUUCCAAUUUCCACAUGAUGCUCUAGCUUUGGUUCAUAUAGCAACCCUGAGGCUGCAGUAAUGUGUAUAAUGGCCUUCAUAGUAUCCAGGGAAUUUUACCAGUUCCCAGUUGUCUGCUGAUUUCCUCCAUUUCCUUGAAGUUUCCCUCAUGCUGCCUUAAAACUUGCAUUUGAACAUCCAAAGUGAUACUCAUAGCCACAAGUCCAGCAUAUAACUUGCACACCUCUUGCAGUCACCAUGGGUCAAACACAAAAUAAUCUAUAGAAAGGGAAACUAGCAGAGUAGACAAUAGACAGUGAAAAACCCACUCAACACAGGCAAGUACAAUAGAGUGCUCAUUGGCAGGGAACAUUUGUGGAGUGGUAUAUUAACGACACUUACUAAUUGUGUAGAGUAUUGUGUGUUGUUCUAACUCAUUGGCUGAGAGUAUAUUUUAGCACUCAGAGCAUGGGAAAAAUACACUCUAGUACAUGUAAGUAUAUAUCAGUUAGGAAAAUAUUUCUGAGAUAAAUAGCAUUAUAAUUAGCCUGCAUGGUGGCAUUAAAUGGAGUAUGUGUACAAUAGGCAAAAUUUCCAAGUAUGUAAGGUUUCCCUUUGCUACAUUUUUGGCUUUCUUUCAGGGCUGUUUUUUCACUCCCUAGUGUCCCUUUCAUCCACCCCUAAGAGCUUUUAAAAAAAUAAAAUAUCCCCCCUUUUUUUCAUGGUUUGCCUACCUCAUAUGGGACCUCUGAUCCAAAAUUGCUUCUCCUUUGCUGGAGUCUACACAUUUUUUUUUCAAUUUGAGUGAUCUAAUCCACAAUUGGAAAGAGAGAAAACUGAUUUGAUUAAGUUCUGCUUAAGUAUAAAUGGUUUAUUAAGUCAAUCUGAAAUACUGUCAUAUAUUCAAAGUCGUAACCUCUGUACCUACAUGAAGAAAACAACACAAAAACACGUGUGGAUUAGUUGAUGAGCAGUACCACGUAGGAUGUAUCCCUGCUUACUGCAGUAUUCUUACCUCGGGCGUUGGUGCAGCUGCCCCCUUGCGCUCUCUCCAUACUCAUGGGAGAUGUUGCAAGUAGAACACAGCAUGCUUUCCAUUGAGACAGGAUCUUAGAAGGAACCCCUCUCAGUGCUCUAGGAAGUCACUACUAUCUGGUUCGGGUUCGUGAUAUUUCCUAUCUCUGAUUUAAAACCUUAGAACUUUAGCACUUUGUAACAUUAUCUCCUGAUGGAUGUGUGCUAGAGAGUAACUCUUCUGUACUUAAGUGGAAAACCUUAGAUAUUAAACCUUUCAGGGUUUGAAAAAUUUGUCCAUACAAAAAAUUGUAUCCAAAUAAAUCAUUUUAUUUUUAUUUUUUAUUUUUAUCUUUUUUGUUUUGUUUUUAAAGAACUCAUUUUAGAAAAUAUGUUCAUUUUAAGUUGCUGUCAUAGGGGUUGAUUUUUCCCCAGCAUGGUUCAGCUGUCGUGGAGUUAUGAAAAUGGUUGAUGAUUGGGUUUGGCCAGGGUUGGUGUUUUUCCAGACGAAUAUAAUGUAUGGUGUAGAAAAGCAUUCAGAAACUCUGCUAUGGACCCUCUACUGAGCUAUCUUUCUUCUAGGUCUUAUCACAAGUUUUAGUACCUCCUGGUUUGUGUCCUAAGUCAGCCACUGGCCGUACGUAAUACGUGCUCCUUCCCCAGAUAGACUUGCCUGGUUAUGCUCCCACCAACAUCACAGCCCUUCCCACUUUCAAGAAAGUAUGAACUUGGGCAGCAGCUUCCUUAACUUCUCUUUAUGCCUCAGUUAUUUCAUCUCUAGUAUGGAUAAUAGUACUUAUCUCAGUGUGGUAAGAAUUAACAAAUAAUUUCAUGUAACCACAGUGCUUAGAAUACAGUAUCUUAAAUGAUAUUGUUAGAAAUAUAUUUGAAAGAAAAAUUUAUUAAUAAAUGAGAAUUCAAAUAAAGGAUCUAAGGAUUCAGUGAAAGAAGCUAGAAAAAUAACUACAAAGUGAACUUACAGAAAGUCAGAGGAAGGAACUAAAUACAGAUUCCAAAAUCAGUGAAGGAGAAAACAGGAGGUGAGAUAAAAGGCAGAUAUACAACAUUCAGAAAGCAAAACACAAUAUAAUCAUAGAUAGGAAAGAGUUUCUAACAUCGUAACAACAGAAAUAUUUAUAGGUAAAGUGAUAUAAUGUCUGGGAUUUGCUUCAAAAUAAUUAAUUAUGGGAGUAGGGUGAAGUGAGUGUAUGCAGCUAGAUUGGCGGUGAGUUGGUCAUUGUUACAGCUGAGUGCUGGGGACAUGAGCGUUUCUUAUGCUAUUCUGUCUAGUUUUGGAUAUGCUUGAAAUUUUCCAUAAGUUUAAUUUUGAAAACAGAAUACUAAGUGUAACUAUAUACUAAUACAAAAGUCUUGCUGAAAUAUGUGCUUUUCUAGGAAAAUCUAGAUGGUAUCAUUUACAAAGGUAUAGAAAACUUAAUACACCAAUAGCAAGGGAGAAAUUUAAGCUAUUAAACUCUGUGCCUCCCAACUACGGUGCCUAUGAUUUCCUGGAGAAAUCUUUGAAAAUUUUAAGAAAUAGAUCAUUUAAAUUGUGGUUUUUAAAUUGUCCCAAAGCAUAGGAAAAAUUUGCAUUGCCUUCUAGUUUAUUUUGUAAAGUUAACAAGGCCCUAAAAAUGAAAAUUAACACACAAAAGGAAAUUGUGCCAAUUUAACUUAUGAGUAUAGAUGCAAAAAUCCUUUUAAAAAUUUACAAAUCAUGGGCUCCUGUAUGGCUCAGUCAGUUAAGCGUCUGACUUUGGCUCGGGUCAUGAUCUCAUGGUUUGUGAGUUCAAGCCCCACAGCAGGCUGGCUGCUAUCAGCACACAUCCUGCUUUGGAUCCUCUGUCCCCCUCACUCUCUGCUCCUCUCUCUCUCUCAAAAAUAAAUAAAACAUCAAAAAUAAAAUAAAAUAAAUUAUAAAUCAAAUACAUGUAUUAAAAUAAUGGAUUUUUCCCAGAAAUACAGACUGUAGGACAUUUGUUGAUCUGCAUUAUCAAAUCUUUAGGUCAAAGGAGAUACACUAAGUGAUUAUAUUAAUAGAUAAGACAUUUUAUAAAAUAGACUAUUCAUGCCUGUUUUAGUAAAGAGAAAGUCUGACCUUAACAUAAUAAAACACUGUCUAAAACCAAAUAUUGACAUCGUAUCUGAAUGAUUUAGGGAGUAUAUUCCCAAGUCAGGAUGUAGUAGUGUUUAUUAGUGCUUGCUUUACCGUCCAUAGACUGAGAAAUUGGGGUCUUGUUCUGUGAUGGGAAGCCAUUGAAGAAUUUGAGGCAGGGGCAUGACCCAGUCUGAUUUCUGUUUUAAGAUUAUUCUGGCUGUGGGACGCCUGAGUGGCUCAGUCAGUUAAGUGGUGGCUCUUGAUUUCAGCCCAGGUCAUGAUCUCGCAGUUCGUGAGUUCAAGCCCCACAUCAGGCUUUGCACUGACAGUGUGGAGCCUACUUGGGAUUCUCUGUCUCUCUGCCCUACCCACCCCCCUCAAAUAAAUAAAUAAAUAAAUAAAUAAAUAAAUACAUUUUAAAAGAUUAUUCUGGCUGUAUACUAAGCCUCAGUAUACAGUGUAUACUGUAGCAGAGUUGACAGAGAACAUAUGGCCUACAAAGUCAAAAAGCAUUUACCGUCCAGCCCUUUAUAGAAAAAAGGGAUACAUGCAUAUCGUAGGAUUCAAGUGUAUGCGUGUGUGUAUACAGAAAAAAAAGUGGAAAGAAAAGCACCAAAUAAAAUUGUGGUUUUUUUCUUUUGUUUUUCUCCUUCUUGUUCAUUAUUUAAGUUUUCUGUAAUGGACAUGCAUACUUUUUAUAAUAAAAUUUACUUUUUUAAAUAAUAAGGAAAACAUUAAAACCAGUAAGAUAAAAGAAUAAAGAAAAACUAGCCGAAAUUUUAAUAACAAAUUUAAGUAAAGUUAAAAGAGGCAGGAUAAACAUAAACAAUAAUAUCUAGUUUCAUGCACACAACCGCACAAGUAGUGUCCAUUUCAGAUUUCAGCAUAUGCUUCUUACUCAGGCAGGCUUUAUUUGAAUUCCUACUAUAUGCUCUUUGCUAUGGAGAUACAAAAGUAAGUAUGGUGCCUGUUCUGAAGAACAAUCUGGCAGGGGCAGUGGCAUGGACUUAAACAGUAAUCAGUGCCCUAAGCAGUGUACCAAAGGGCCUAAGAGCUUUCAUUUUUGGUUAGGAAAUAGCUAACAUCCAAAUGAAGCAGUUGCUCUGUGAUGAGUCGUAAUAUAAUUAUAAGGGAUUCUAAUCACCUGAACUAGUCUUGUAACUUUAUUUGUGGUACCUUGUGAUGUAGAGAAGUUUUUGAAUAUUAUAAUCAAAUCUGUAUCAAUAUUUUCCUUAUGGCUUCUCCAUUUCCCAAAUAACCAACUGUCCUAAUAUCUCCCUCCCUCAGAUGUAAAGUGUCAAGUUUAUCCUUUUACUCUUUUUCUCGCCCUGUUUAUCUUUUACAUAGCAGUACCACACUGUUUUAAUUAAGGUAUUAUUUCAACUCAGGAAAACUUAUUUUAGGUUUCGGUAUUUGCAAUACUGCUUCAUUUUCUUAGUGCUGAUAUUAAAAAGCACAGCACACAGCAAAAUGUGACUGUUAACCUGAGCAUCAGUAGUCAUUAAAGCCAAUUCAGACUAAUCCUUUAAAUUCCAAAAAGGUUAUUUGGUUGUUCCUUAAGUAUUACUUGAAUAAAGUUGAUGACUGCUGUAUAGAGACACUCCUAUUUUGUUUUGUACGUCUUAAUCAGUUGUGCAUUAACCAUGCUGUUUGUUUGCUGCUCCUUGGCAGUCUUAAGAGACACCUCAUGUUUAGACUGCAGUUUUAUGUUAGGUGGUUGUCCUAACCUUGCUGCCCUUUUGUAGCAUUGUAAUGAAACUUAAAUAAUUCCUUCUGGAGAUGGGCAGGUUCAUGUUCUGAUGGAAAAUCAAUCUUAAGUGCUUUCCUUAAGAUUGGUGAAAAAUUCAGGCAUGCAUUUUUAAUCAAGAGGACAGCACAAUCUCCUAGCAGAAUUCAGAAUUUUAUCUUGGACGUUUAUCUGGGUCCCAGUUGAUUCUAAAGAUUUUUCUGGUUUUGUUUUUUUGUUUUUUGGUUUGUUUUUUUUGGGGGGAGGGGGUUUAGAGAGCGCAUGCGAGCAAGAGAGAGAGGCAGAGGGAGACAGAGAGAAUCCCAAGUAGGCUCCAUGCUCAGCAUGGAGCCCAACACGGGGCUUGAUCCCACAACCCUGGGAUCAUGACCUGAGCUGAAAUCAAGAGUCGGAUACUCAACCGACUGAGCCACCCAGGCACCCCUCCCAGUUGAUUCUAAUGUAUUAUAUAGGAUAAUUUUUUAAAUUGAUCAAUUUUUUUAUUCUUUAACUUCGAUUAUGUCAUUUGUAAAAUAUUGCCAUAAAAAUGAAAUUUAGCAGCAACAUUUAUAGAACAUAGCUGCAAAAUUGUCAUCUGACAGGAAGAGCCAUAUGGCACCUGUAAGCACCCAAUGGACACUCUAAUGUUUGCUCAGUAAAGGAGUACUGAACUGAGCUCCCAUUAUAGAUAUAUCAUCAAGUAUGUGCCUGCCUUGACCAUGGUUCCUUCAUCCAGAAAACUAGCUGAUCAUUUUUGGGGUUUUCUAGAGACUCUUUGGGUUUUGAAAAUGCAGCUAUUUUAUUCAGUUCAUCUAGGUCAUGAUGUUUUUGUUGGUUCCACAUAGGUUAAUGUACAUCAGGUAGAGCAUUUUCCCACAGCUCUCGAUGUUUCUGCCCUUGAGUUUUGUUUAAAUGCCACUAUGUCAGUGAUCAUAUUCUGACUCUUGGCAUACUUACGAAAUAUUUUCCAAAAUAAAAAUACCUUAGAAAAACUUCUGGAAACUAUUAGAGGAUGAAAUGGAGUAAAGGAUUGUCUGGUAACUUGACCUCUCCUUUUCCAGUUUGGCUCAUUCAGUAAGUGUUCUUUUUGCUCACUAAUAACCCAGGGAUUAGACUUUUUUUUUUUAAUUUAGAUUUUAUCAACUAGGAUUUUUAGCCAUGGACCUAAAAGGCUUUAACCUGGCUGAUAAUUGAUGUCUAUAACCAAUGUGAAUUUAAAUGUAAUUUACUUUCAUUUAAAACUGAAAAAAUUUGUCCUUAUAUCACAAUCAAAAAGUUGCUUGCAAUCAACAAGUGGUCAUUUUCUUCCCAUAGUUAUGAAACAAUUCCUCACUGACAGAGAACACCCAUGACUUGUCUAUAUAUAACCUUAAAAUAGUCUUGAGACUACCCUUUGGAGUGUGUGUGUAAACAUUACAAAAGAUAAAAUUUCACAUGUGCAUCAAUGACUUUUAUGACUUUAAUAGUGCUGACUAGUUUCAUUUGCUUUUGAAGAGUCAUGUAGUUAAGAAAUACUAGAAUUUCUCAGGAUUUUGAAAUGAAAUAAUGUUCAUCUCACUGAUUGUGAAAAUUGUCUAGAUUGCUGGGAACCAGGAGUUAAGAACAUUUCAACAGGAUUUUGCUAUCAGCAAAUCUGUUUUGGUUUCCUGUUCUGGCCUCCCUACCUAUCAGCUACAUUAGUGCCCUCGCCAUUACGUUUCUCCUUUCUUUUACCACAGGAAAAUUGUCAGGCCUCUUUUUCUAGCAUUUCAGGACCCGCCUGACAGGAAAUUUUCUAAUUGCCGGAACAGCUGGUAGGAGAAAACUUUGCAGGGGCUUGGCCUUCCCUUUCUAACCUAAGUUUUACGGUCAGAAAUUCUUGUAUCACCAUCAUGGUUUCGUAGCCAUGUUUAAAUUUUUGUCUUUUCGUGUUCGCUCUAUACAGGAAGAAGGCAGUAUCAAAGAAAUUGCAAUCACACAUCAUGUAAAGGAAGGGCAUGAAAAGGCAGAUCCUUCCCAAUUUGAACUUUUAAAAGUAUUGGGACAGGGAUCAUUUGGAAAGGUUUUCUUAGUCAAAAAAAUCUCAGGCUCUGAUGCUAGACAGCUUUAUGCCAUGAAAGUAUUGAAGAAGGCCACCUUGAAAGUUCGAGACCGUGUUCGGACAAAAAUGGAGCGUGAUAUCUUGGUAGAAGUUAAUCAUCCUUUUAUUGUCAAGUUGCAUUAUGCUUUUCAAACUGAAGGGAAGUUGUAUCUUAUUUUGGAUUUUCUCAGGGGAGGAGAUUUGUUUACACGCUUAUCCAAAGAGGUGAUGUUCACAGAAGAAGAUGUCAAAUUCUACUUGGCCGAACUUGCACUUGCUUUAGACCAUCUACAUAGCCUGGGAAUAAUCUAUAGAGACUUAAAACCAGAAAACAUACUUCUUGAUGAAGAAGGUCACAUCAAGUUAACAGAUUUUGGCCUAAGUAAAGAGUCUAUUGACCAUGAAAAGAAGGCAUACUCUUUUUGUGGAACUGUGGAAUAUAUGGCUCCAGAAGUAGUUAAUCGUCGAGGUCAUACUCAGAGUGCAGACUGGUGGUCUUUUGGUGUGUUAAUGUUUGAAAUGCUCACUGGUACACUACCUUUCCAAGGAAAAGAUCGAAAAGAAACAAUGACUAUGAUUCUUAAAGCCAAACUUGGGAUGCCACAGUUUUUGAGUCCUGAAGCCCAGAGUCUUUUGCGAAUGCUUUUCAAACGAAAUCCUGCAAACAGAUUAGGUGCAGGACCAGAUGGAGUUGAGGAAAUUAAAAGACACUCAUUUUUCUCAACAAUAGACUGGAAUAAACUGUACAGAAGAGAAAUUCAUCCACCUUUUAAACCUGCAACUGGCAGACCUGAAGAUACGUUCUAUUUUGAUCCUGAGUUUACUGCAAAAACUCCCAAAGACUCACCUGGCAUUCCACCCAGUGCUAAUGCACAUCAGCUUUUUCGGGGGUUUAGUUUUGUUGCUAUCACCUCAGAUGAUGAAAGCCAAGCUAUGCAGACAGUUGGUGUGCAUUCAAUUGUGCAGCAGUUGCACAGAAACAGUAUUCAGUUUACUGAUGGAUAUGAAGUAAAAGAAGAUAUUGGCGUUGGCUCCUACUCUGUUUGCAAGAGAUGCAUACAUAAAGCUACAAACAUGGAGUUUGCAGUGAAGAUUAUUGAUAAAAGCAAGAGAGACCCAACAGAAGAAAUUGAAAUACUUCUUCGUUAUGGACAGCAUCCAAACAUCAUUACUCUAAAGGAUGUAUAUGAUGAUGGAAAAUACGUGUAUGUAGUGACAGAACUUAUGAAAGGGGGUGAAUUGCUGGAUAAAAUUCUUAGACAGAAAUUUUUCUCCGAAAGAGAGGCCAGUGCUGUCCUCUUUACUAUAACCAAAACUGUUGAAUAUCUUCACGCACAAGGGGUGGUUCACAGAGACUUGAAACCUAGCAACAUUCUUUACGUGGAUGAAUCUGGCAAUCCAGAAUCUAUUCGAAUUUGUGAUUUUGGCUUUGCCAAACAGCUAAGAGCAGAAAACGGUCUUCUCAUGACUCCUUGUUAUACUGCAAAUUUUGUUGCACCAGAGGUUUUAAAACGACAAGGCUAUGAUGCUGCUUGUGAUAUAUGGAGUCUUGGUGUCCUCCUCUAUACAAUGCUUACUGGUUACACUCCAUUUGCAAAUGGCCCUGAUGAUACACCAGAGGAAAUAUUGGCACGGAUAGGCAGCGGGAAAUUCUCACUCAGUGGUGGUUACUGGAAUUCUGUUUCAGACACAGCAAAGGACCUGGUGUCAAAGAUGCUUCAUGUGGACCCUCAUCAGAGACUGACGGCUGCCCUUGUGCUCAGGCAUCCUUGGAUUGUCCACUGGGACCAACUGCCGCAAUACCAACUAAAUAGACAGGACGCGCCCCAUCUAGUCAAGGGUGCCAUGGCAGCUACGUAUUCUGCUUUAAACCGUAAUCAGUCGCCAGUUUUGGAACCAGUAGGCCGUUCUACUCUUGCUCAGCGGAGAGGUAUUAAAAAAAUCACCUCCACAGCCCUGUGAAGUGACCUCAGUGAGAUAUUUGGUACCAUGGUGUAAGCUGAUAGCACAAGUUCUGGCGACAGGUAGCACAUAUCUGAGAGACACCUGCAAGCACACACUGUCCCAGCUGGUACCCAUAAUGCUGCUGCUCCUGCUGCUGCUCCUGCUUCCGUCUCUUCUCGCUUUAAAUGAUUGUUAGCAAGUUAGAUUUUCCUGGAGCUUCGGAUGAAAUGAAAAUGGAAACAUGAUGAAGACAUAUUCACUGAAUCAAUGAGAAUAAUGAACAUAUGAAUACCACCUAAAAAUACACUGAAUAAAGUACUCUACACCAUAUAGCAUUAUUUUUAUAGGAAAUAUUUCAUGUCCCUGAAAUAUUCUUUGUUAGUUAUAGGGAUGGACAGUUUAUGUUAAGCACUUAGCUUAAACAAUCCGUUUCUAUUAGCACUGUAUCCCUUGUGCCAUCCAACAUUUUGUAUGUUUUUGUAAACAGUUCAUAUACAGUACAUUUCUGUACUGCUUUCUUUAAUGUAUACAUGCUUUGUUUAACUUGGAAUCUAUUAUUAUUAAUCAAUUGACUAUUAAAUCUGGUUAAAUAGUUCACCUGGAUUAACAGUAUUGUUGGACAGCCCUAAAAAUGGCCAGAUUGUGGAACAGCUGUUGAAUGUAAUACUUCCAAAAUGUACAUAUCUUUCCCCAUGUCUGUUUCACUGGUUCGUUCAUUUGUUUGUUUCUUAAAGUCAGGUGCUUUGUCAGACUAACCUAGAGAGCUGUUAUGGUAGAGAAAGUUAUCACAUGUGUGUGGCAUGACAUCAAGAGUACAACUAUGAAGUUAGUCCAUAUACGUUGCAACUCCUUAGGGUUCUUUUUUCCUUAGUUGAGGAAGUAGUUCUUGCACUUUUAAUCUUGAAUAGUAUCCAUAUUUAGUAUUUGGCAUAUAAUUUGGGAUUUUGCCAGUAUACAUCAGGCCUUUAAGAGUUAUGGUGAAGAGAUUGGCAAAGGAAAAUUUAGCAACAGGUCAUUCAAGUCCCAUUGGAUCUUUCAUGUUUAAAUAGAUCAAGUUGCAGAAUUUCGCUUAUGAAUAACAGGAUACAUGUUCUUGUAUACCUGCAAGAAAAGUAUGCUUUUUUUGGAAAAAAAGGUAAAUCAUAAUGAGUUCUGUCCCAUUACAAUGCUCUAUAUUAAACACUAAUUUGAAUGUAAUAAAGGCCACCAGCCUCUAUAUGAAAUUGGAUUUAAACUUUCUUAUUCGAGGGAAUAAAACAUUCUUGAUCAAACAAUAUCUGUUCUCACCUGAAAUCAUAGCUAAGGUAGGCUAAGUGAAUGUUCACCAUUGAGUGUUUUCUCAAUUCCUUCUGAUGAUUUAUAGCCCUAUAAUUUUUCCUUUAACUUCAGAACUGAUCAGCUUUCAUAGUGGUCACUGGGUCUGCUUCGAUUACAGUAUUCAUUGUCUACAUCUAAUCUGGGUAGUUUUCACAGUUUCAUUUAAUUAAGGAAACUUUUGUAUCCAUUAUUACCUGUAUUUUGGUCAAGCUAUCUACCAUACAUCAAUUUAUAAUAUGAAAAACAUGAACAAAGAGAAAGUGAUUUAGCUUAGCCUUAUCAGAAAUGUACCCAACGGAUCAUAGUCAUGUACUAAGCCAUUUACAUCAGAAGUUUUUUUUUUCCUGCCUGAAGCUUUAAAUCUUCUCUUGAAAGUACAAAGCCAAGAAAGCAUACUUUAGUUAAAUGUCUUGGAAGCCACUUAUCAUUUCUUAAUUUCUCCUCUGUGCAACUAAAGAGAAAGGGAAAGUCUGUAACGUUAAUUUUGCUUAAGUGACCCAAAAUGAUUAUCACAUCGAAAUCAAAUGUAAGUUUAUCUUCUAAAUAAAAAACAUAUAGGAGGAAGGAUAUCAGAAGAUCUAGUAGGAGAAAGUGUUGUUUUUUUUUAAUUUUUGAGUAUACAAAUGCUAACUAUCAAAAGCUGCUUCCCAUUUCCUGGAAAGAAACCUUUUUUUUUCCUUUCUCUCUCUAUUCAGUAUUUCAAACUAUGACCAUCCCAAAUUCUUGUCACUUUUAAAAUGUUAAUGUAACUCUGGAAAGAAAAAAGAUACACUUGCAAAUUUUGGACACUGUUGCAAUUCCAUAAUUGCUUAGGUGUUUUGUCCAUCAUAAUCUUAGAACCAGAAGUAAAUGUGUAAACCCUUAUAAAUUAUCUAGUCCAGCUUUCUCAUGUUGCAUGUAAAGAACCUAAGACCCAAAGCAAAGACUUCUCGUUUGGUUUUUUACCCUCGUAACACCAUGCUGCCUUCCCUUCAUAUUAUCACCCAACCAGGAGCAGACUUGUUCAAAUCAUAUAUAUAUAGUUCUUAGGACAUAUACUCUACUGGUAUAUGAAUGCCAAAUUGAUUGCUCUCAAAGAUAUUGCCUUCUUUGCCUACUCCAGCUGCCAGUUUUAUUGGAGAAAAUCAAGUCAUAUGUUCACAAAAGUGAAGGCUUUUGCCUAAAAUGCAGUUCAUAACCUUAAUUUAUUUCAUCUGUGGUCCUGGGUUUCCUAUUGCCUUUGACUUAAAACAGGCAAGUUGGCCAACAAUUGUGCUCUAAAUGUAGCGCUUGCACCGGGUUUACCUUUUCAUUAAUUUCUGAGUCCACUUCUUCUGGGCCCUUCACCAGUUAGUUUUGCUGGUUACCAGGGCUUCUCCCAGAAAGGUUUAAGUUCAGUCUUAAAGAUAUUUCAGUGUGAAAGAAGGAACGAAACUAUCAGGCCACUUUUACAACCCCCCUCUUACCUUAUAAUCCAAAAUAAUACCUAGAAUUGAAGAUUGCAUUUAACUUUGCCAAGCACACGCUGAAAAAUAUGGAUUACACUACCAUGAGUUUUAUAUCUUCUCUUUCAAGUGAUGAUGUUAAAUUAAGGUAAGUUUUGUCCUUUUAAUUUUUUAUGUAACUCAUUUCAGCUCCUUCUAAUUUAUAGAGAUGCCUUUUUCUAAGUACAAUAGACCCUUCCUUAACUUUAACAGUUUUGAUGCGGAUUUGUUCAUUCACAUGCAACCCCAGAAAUCCAAAAAUGUAGUGAUUUUGCCAAUGCACAGAAUCAAGAUGCUGCAAGGUUAAUGUGUGGGAAAAGCCAUUUAGUGAGUGGUGUGAUGUGUAUGCAGUAGAGAUUCACAUUUCACAUGCCCGGGGCUGCAAAGUAUGGGUUUGAAUCAACCGUUUCUCACCUAAUUUUAAGAAGUCGUUGCUGUUGGGGCCAGGACACAUUAUGGGAGGUGGGGCUAGCCUGUUUGCUGUGCCCUGCACCCUCAGUACAGGAAAGACUUAUAAGGGGAGUGGGGUGCAACGGCUUCAUGAGUAGGCAGAAUGGGUUGGGUUGGAAAGGGGCUUGAGGGUUCCAGCCUGGGAUGAGAGCAGAAAAGCAUUCAAGAUUUGGGAGCCUUGGUACAGAUGUACUUAAUCACUAUGGAAGUCAGCAAUAUAUAUCUCAACAUGGCUUUGAAAUUCUCUACUUGCUGGCCUUUAUAAAUGAACAUUUUUCAGCUCGCUUUACCGUAUUUUAUAGAGAAAAUUCUCAUGUAGUAUCAAGUGUUUGUGAGAUUUAUGAAGGCAUUAGGACAGAUAUCUCAGGAAUGUGAAGGGUUAGAAAAGGUCUGUUUUCAGUGAUUAACAAAUGCAACGGGUUCCAUGGUUGACCCGUGGUGCUUAAACCAAGAGGUUCCAAUUCUAGUCCUAGAGUUCUGUCCCUCCAAAAGCUUCAACUCCUUAUGACUCACAAACUAGAUGUAUACUUUGAGUUUUAGUUAAUUCACAGAUAAGUUGACUUAACUCAGUAUUUAUAUUUCAAUUAGUGAAAAUAGUCCUCUCUUCACCUCCAGAUUGCUUAUAUCUUGCUGGUUUCCCCAAGUGACCAUUGGUGGAGACCAAUUAAUGAAGGAAUGAGAUUUGCUUUCUUGCGACUGUGGUAUUCUGCAGAGCCACGUUUAACCACUUUUUCUAGUGAAGAAUCUACAGAAUUAUAGUACCUAAAUAUGGAUGGCCAAGAAAAAUUUGUAUCUACAGUGUGCUUUAUGUACUUCUGACACUGCUGUAUUUUUUGUGGUCAGGUGACUUGUAACUGGUUCCAAUGUGACUGAGUGUUCUCAAAGAAUUCUGGUAAUUAAGUCGACUUAAUUUUCUUAAGCCUUGUAUUACUAUCAGUCUCACAUUUACCACUUUGAUUCUAGUCUUUUAACUGUUCAUAACAGGGCAUACCAAGGGUUGGGAUGAGAGUCUACUUCCUACCUCUUAAGGCACUUUCCUCAUUAUUUUGCCAUAUAACCUUGAAGUGCAUGAUAAGCUGUUUAAAUGUCCAUGACUUCUCUCAACGCAACUAGCAAAGUAUAUGACAUUGAAUAGAGAUUAGUGGAAAGGAAAAUUUAGAGACUAAAUUCAGAGAUGCAGACCUCAAGAAAACCUCUUGAGAGUAUGUACCAUUUGAAUACAAAAUAUGUAAACGUAUGUGAGAGGAGAAGUCUCUGUAAUAGUCUAAGUAGAUUAGUUCAUUAUCUAAUGGAAGUGAAAAUCUUUACUCCUAUUAUCACUAUAGUACUGAAUGAACUGUAUACUGAGUUUUUCAAACAAGUAUUUAAAGUAGAACUUUUAAAUACAAAGCAAGGGCAUAAGGAUAAAGGUUUUGGUUUAUGUUUCUCUAAGUGUAGUUUACCAUCUAAAGCUUUAUAUAUAUAUAUAUAUAUAUAUAUAUAUAUAUAUAUAUAUAUAUAUAUAUAUAUAUAGUUGCCAUUCCUUAGCAUCCUUAUUAAUUGUGGGUGAUGAGGUUUUAAUUCUUAAAAUUAUGUACAUGUAUUAGGUUUAUCUUAACUCUUACCCUGAGCAAAAGGGAAGGUAUACGCCUAAGGGUUGUAAUUAUUUUGCAUUUCUGGCCUUGGGUGGGAAUGGGGUGGGCAUCUACUUAAACAGUUUUUAAAAAGAAAAAAAAUCACAAGUAUUUUUCUACUAUUAUACAUGAUCUUACUUUAUACUAGUUUCUCUCUAGUGAGGCAUGCCAGAAGCCCAAGGUACCUUAUCAUGAGUUCCUAUGUGUUGUACCUUUUAUCGGUGGUCAAAUCACAUCAGAUGCUUGGCACCUGCUGCCAUAAUUAUGAAAUGCUUGUAAAGGAUUAAAUAUCACUGAAUACUUUAAAUUGUUUUACUUAAGAGUUUAAUCUGGGAAGUUUUCAAAUCAUACUAUUAAUGUGUAAUCUAAGCUCUUUCAGAUGUAUCCAUGAAUAAUCCUGGAACAAUAUUGCUUGUAUUCCUGUCACAGAACAGGUUUUGUAAUCUUUAAAAGAAAUGAAAAUUUAUAUAAUAAAGUUUCAAAUAAAUGCA
Acinonyx jubatus (cheetah) is the source of this 14314-nucleotide messenger RNA. RefSeq names its product ribosomal protein S6 kinase A3 (gene RPS6KA3). Lineage: Eukaryota; Metazoa; Chordata; Mammalia; Carnivora; Felidae. The coding region runs from base 6863 to 8998 and encodes 711 amino acids. Gene Ontology annotation, molecular function: ribosomal protein S6 kinase activity; ATP binding; magnesium ion binding. Gene Ontology annotation, biological process: protein phosphorylation; intracellular signal transduction. The transcript has 21 exons. The record is from RefSeq and is a predicted model, not a curated record.